Molecule: messenger RNA, 675 nt
Organism: Ambispora leptoticha
Lineage: Eukaryota; Fungi; Glomeromycota; Glomeromycetes; Archaeosporales; Ambisporaceae
Source: the annotation of a GenBank genome assembly
GCUUUUUUAAAUGAUGAGACACAAGAAAGUUAUGAGUGGGUCUUGCAGCAAACACUGGAUGCAACUAGUUCUGAGCCAAAUGUUUUUAUUAAAAAUGUGUAUAAAAAUACAUAUCACAUAUAUUGUAUUUGGCAUUUGUUCCAAAAUUUGCCAAAAAGACUCAAAUCCAAGCUUGAUCACAUGAAAUUCAAAGAAUUUAUUAAUAAAUUCUGGAAAGCUCGAAAUUCAUUGAGUGUUAAUGUUUUUGAACAACAGUUUCAAGCUUUAAUUGAAAAAUAUCCUAAUGCGCAUGAUUAUUUGUAUAACACUCUUUAUCCAAAUCGACAAUCCUGGGCUUGCGCAUUCAUAAAUAAAAUUUUUACUGCGGGAAUGCAAUCAACACAACACGUUGAAUCAAUUAACGCCUUUAUCCACAAAGAAGUUUCUUCUAGUUCAAGUAUGAUUGAUGUAAUUGAGGCUAUUGAUUUUUGGAUGCAAAAAGAAGCCCUGAAUGCGAGUUUUAUAACAUGGAAAUAUAAGUCAUUAAUAUAUCAUCAACCGUUUAUUAUAGAAAAACUUUUUAAGAUCGGUUCUGCUAUUGAAUUUAAUGAGGAUAAGUUGAAUAUAGAUCAAGAUGAGGCCGUCAAAGAUUAUUAUGACUUCUGGCAAACAUAUUUAAAGACAUUAAUGAAUUCU